Cutaneotrichosporon oleaginosum is the source of this 2556-nucleotide messenger RNA. RefSeq lists its product as uncharacterized. NCBI's taxonomy places the organism in Eukaryota, Fungi, Basidiomycota, Tremellomycetes, Trichosporonales, Trichosporonaceae. The record is from RefSeq and is a predicted model, not a curated record.
UGUUGCUUCUCCUCAUCGCCCAUCUCACAUCACCAUUACUCUCGCCGCUAUGCCGCCUCGUCGAUUUAAACGGGUGCGCGACCUAUCUUCUGAGGAGAAUGAGACGUCUCCACCCCCCAAACGGCCGGGUUGGGCAGUGCGUGAGACCCCACCGAUGAAGACGCGGACCAGCCAUCGUCUUCGCGAGUCCUCCACAACCAACCUGCGCGCUACACGGUCUACAUCCACAUCUAUGGCCUUGAAUUCGCCCGAGCCGAUAAACAAGACUCCAAAGAAGGCUAUGGCGAGACGGACAGGAGGGCGGCCUAUGCCAGCACCGCCUACUGCCAGCCAGCGGUCACCGCGAUUCGACAUCAUUCCACCGAGGCAGCCCAAACUUAGACGUUUCAACCGCGAUUUCACCGACGAGCUUGAACAUGAGCCGGUAACCAAAGCGCGCGCUUCAGGGCGCGGGCGUUCGUCUCCCAUAUACGUCGAUGACGAUGAUGAUGAGAGUGACGACAUUGGCCCCUCAAGGAGAUCUCAACGUAGACGACCCAAGGCCGACGAUGGCGAUGAGCUGGAUGAUGAGCCCAAGUCAACACCUCGCACCAGAAAUCGCGCGCGACGAGCGCCCACAGACCUUGAGGACGAGGUUGAGAUCGAGGCUGUGGACAUUGAUUCCCCGAGGACAUCUCGGCGUCGACGAGCCCGAGCAAAUGACGAUGACGAGUUGGAUGAGGAGCCGGAGCCGACGCCUCGUGUCCGCACCUCAGCGCGCCGGGCCAACCAGAACGAGAGCGAGAACGGCAACAGCGAAGUCGAAGUGCUGGACGUGGUGUCUUCGAGCGCAUCGCUUGGCGCAGCCGGCCCUGGGCCGAGCACGUCGCGGAACCGUAUGAAACUCCAGCCGGUCCCGCAGCCCUCGCCCGCCGUUUUUCGCAGACUCGCUGGUAAAGCGCCGCAGACCUCUCAGGUUGAAUCUAUCGAAGAUCCAGACUCCAGCUCUAGCUCCAGUCUCGGGCCGCAGACCCAAAUGGAGCCGCCGAGCAAGAAGCGUGUGCUUCAUGAGGGCAUGGAGUUGGAGAUAUUUGAUGACGACGACGAUGAGGAAGAUCAGGGCAAGGGGAGCUCUCCUCUUCCGAAGCCUGAAGAGAAGCAUGGAACCCAGGCAACUGCAGACGGGGCUGCCGGCAGCCCAGUGGCGGUGGGCAGGCGACACUCGGUUGCAGGCUCGGCAUCCUGGUCGACACAGAGCGGGGAUGGCGCGCGGACUCUCGACUUUCUCACUGGGGAACUCGAGACUUCUCGCGCUGAGCAUGCCCAAAUGAAGUCGAUGUUGACGCGGACCAAAGCCGAGAACGCCGAGCUACGCGACAAUGUGAAGAGCACCGAGAUCCGUGGAGCUCAGGCCCUUGCCGAAGCUCGCAGCGACUUCACCAAGCAGCUCAACGAGAGGCAGGCUGAGUUCGAUGCGAAACUCAAGGCUACUAUCGACGAGCACGAGAAGCAGCUCGGGAAGGCGCAGAAGGAGCUUGAGGACUUUAAAGCAGAGCUGAACGAGCGCAUCGCGAAGUCGGUUGAGCUCGACAUGGUGGUCAAGACGACUGAGGUUGAGCUCAUGAAACGCAACACUGUGAUUGAGGGGCUUGAAGCUCAGGUCACUGAGCUCAAGGCUCGCGCCAAGAGCGACACUGACGACCUUGGGACGACAGCGAGCACAACGGUGACCGUCCCUGCAGACGCCCCCGCCGAAGAGCAAAUAGUAGAGCGAGACACUAUCAUUACCAACCUUCGCAAGGAGCUUAAACGCAGCAAGAAGGCACACAAGACGACUAAGGGAGACCUUGAGUUUAUCCGCGCUCAGUACGAGACCGCCUCCUCCAGCGCCGUGCACGAGGUGAAUCGCGCGAAAGAGCUUGAGGCUGAGGUCAAAAAGCUUCGCGAGCAGCUCACGCUGGGCCUCAAGCAGAAGGACAUGGUCAACAGGGCGGCGGUAGCCACGGCGCGCCUCGAUGCAGAGAAGGCGCGGCGGCAGGUCAAUGUCCUGCUCGAGCAGAACCGGCGGACGGACGACGCGAUACGGCGCAAGGCAGCGCAGCACCACCAUCUCCACCGAGAGAGGACGCAGUUCGAGAUGGACCUGCACAAGGAGCGCACGCGUGCACACGAGCUGUCGAAGCGCAACGAUGAGCUGGUCGCGCAGAUCGCGCAGCUGCGUGGCCGCUUGAUGGGCGCCUUCGACAAGGUCGAAGAGUCCGACGACGACGAGCCUGCCGCUUUCGCGAUGCCCACACUCGUGCCGGAUGACAACCGCGCGGCGGGCCCCGCGGCGGACCCCACGCUGGCGGAGGAGGCACAGGCGUGGCAGUGUAAGUGGCUUGUCGAUAACCGCCUGUGCGGGCUCUACUUUGACACGCGCGAGGAGCUGGACGGACACGGGCAAGGGGUGCACAUCAGUGCGCUCGAGCAGAGUUAGGCGCCCCGUCAUGCGCAGCAAUUGUGAAGUUGCGAUAAUGUAUGAGUUUGUAGCCUGUAGGAGGCCGGUGGAUGUUAGCGUCACAGUGCGUAUCCGAA